UUUAAGUGCGGAGCGCCGGACACCCUGCAGCCUGCGAGCCGAGCCGAGCCGAGCCGGGUCGGAUUGAAGUGAACCGAGACCAGCUGAACUGACUCCAGCCGAAUCAAGUCCAGUCGAACUGUUCCCAGGCGGGUCCGAAACCGCAGCGCAUCCCGCCGGGUCCGAGCCGAGCCGAGCCGAGCCGAGCCGAGCCAUGCAACUGGCCCUGCUGGCCCGGCUGCUCUCCGUCGGGCGGGCGGUGCUGGCGGCGCUGCGAGGGCGCCUGGGCGCGCUGUGCUGGAGCCUGGCUCCCUUGUCCCUGUCCCUGUCCCUGCUCGGCUGGCGGGACUCGCCCCCCCGGCCGCAGCGGGAGCAGGAAGGGGACGAGGCGCCCCCGACGCCCACCAGCGUCAAUUAUCACUUCACCCGGCAGUGCAACUACAAGUGCGGCUUCUGCUUCCACACGGCCAAGACCUCCUUCGUGCUGCCCCUGGAGGAGGCCAAGCGGGGGCUGGCGAUGCUCAAGGAAGGAGGAAUGGAGAAAAUAAAUUUCUCGGGAGGAGAACCGUUUCUCCAGGACAAAGGCGAAUUUGUAGGCAAACUGGUCCAGUUUUGCAAGCAGGAGUUGGAGCUCCCAAGUGUCAGCAUUGUUAGCAAUGGCAGCCUGAUCAGAAAGCAGUGGUUCAAGAAGUACGGUGAAUAUUUAGAUAUUCUGGCAAUUUCAUGUGAUAGUUUUGAUGAGGAUGUCAAUGUUUUAAUUGGCCGUCAUCAAGGAAAGAAGAACCAUGUGGAAAAUCUGCAUAAACUGCGGCAGUGGUGCCGAGAGUAUGCUGUUGCUUUUAAAAUAAAUUCAGUCAUCAACAGAUUUAAUGUUGAGGAAGAUAUGAAUGAGCAGAUCAAGGCACUCAACCCUGUGCGCUGGAAGGUAUUCCAGUGCCUGCUUAUCGAAGGGGAGAACAGUGGUGAGGAUGCUCUAAGAGAAGCAGAAAAAUUUGUUAUCAGUGAUGAAGACUUCGAUAGAUUCCUGGAUCGCCACAAAGAUGUCUCCUGCUUGGUACCUGAAUCUAAUCAGAAGAUGAGGGAUUCAUACCUCAUUCUGGAUGAAUAUAUGCGUUUUCUAAACUGUAGAAAUGGACGGAAAGAACCUUCCAAGUCUAUCCUGGAUGUUGGUGUAGAAGCAGCUAUAAAAUUCAGUGGAUUUGAUGAGAAGAUGUUCCUAAAAAGAGGAGGAAAGUAUGUGUGGAGUAAAGCCGAUAUGAAACUGGACUGGUGACUCAAUAUACCGUGUUAGGGCAGUGCAUUCUGUAAAAAUAGGUGUAUCUUUAUAGGUGAGUGUAUACUUGUAUCUAAUGCUUUUAACUACACUUGGUAUUUUACACAGAGUGAUGCUCAGUAUAACUCUACAUGUGAAUAUGUUACAUGCUUUCUAAAUGCAGAUUACAUUGUCUAUUACUUUCUUGAGCACGACCAAACACUCUCAGAGCUUUCACAUGAACAGUUCUCUGAAAUAAACUUUCUAGUCCAUUGCACCAAGGAAUAAAAGGCAAACUAUUUUUAUGAAAUACUACAUGAGUGUGCAUGCCAGAUAACAAGAAAAAUAACACCCCAAACUCGAAUUCAUUCUAAACAGCUGUAAUGAUGGAGAAGUCAAAAUUCUUAUCAGGGAACAUAUUCUGCCUGUUUCUCAGGGCAGGAUGGAUUGCAGUUCCCGGGUAAAUCACUGGAGGGCCAGCUGGCAGGCCUCUGGAAGCACCUUCUGCUUUUUUCAGGGGUAAUAGAGGGUCAGAAUCCAGGAAUCUUUAAAUAAUAAUGUAUCUAAAAGGAAAUCAAGGUGAAAAAACUGGCAGUUUUUAUUCUUUAACACUUAAUUGUUACAGCAUCUUCUCCCUCUCCUCUCUAUACCCACAUGAUAUUUGCAAAAAUGUUGGGGCAUGUAAUUUUCUGUGAAAACAUAUUUUUAGUCAUGAAAAAGUAUUAUAUUCAUCCAUCCUAAAACAUAGAGGUACAUUUUACCUAAUGAUAAACAACAUCAUAUUUCACAUUGAAAAUGCCCUUCAAAUAUUUGUUCUAACAAAUAUUUACAGGGCAACAUUAGUGUCUCAAUUUUCCUUUUAUUUGUAAAUAUUGAAUUAUUAUUUUGAACUAUUUUUGAACUGUGGGCACAUAGU
Messenger RNA from Onychostruthus taczanowskii (white-rumped snowfinch), 2147 nucleotides. It is a transcript of the gene RSAD2, whose product is annotated as radical S-adenosyl methionine domain containing 2. Gene Ontology annotation, molecular function: catalytic activity; 4 iron, 4 sulfur cluster binding. Gene Ontology annotation, cellular component: endoplasmic reticulum membrane; endoplasmic reticulum; lipid droplet. The coding region runs from base 194 to 1252 and encodes 352 amino acids. Gene Ontology annotation, biological process: defense response to virus; positive regulation of immune response. The record is from RefSeq and is a predicted model, not a curated record. The transcript is spliced from 6 exons. NCBI's taxonomy places the organism in Eukaryota, Metazoa, Chordata, Aves, Passeriformes, Passeridae.